UAUAAAUUUUUGAAAAGUAUAUUUCAUUUCCUCAAUUAGUUAUUGUUCUCGGUUUUUUUACUUCCUGUUUUCUUAUUCUCUUUUAAUAAGAAUCGCCAAUUCAAAGCAAACAAACAAAAUAUAAUAACAGUAUAACGUAUAUUGUAAUCGCGUAAAAUUCGUCUUAUUCAAAUUAUUUAUUUGUUUGUUUUUUAUUUCGUUUGUUACUUCAUCGUUCCAUUGGACGUAAAUUUUCAUACUGAAUAUAUUUUGAAAACGGAGGAGUAAAUAAUAAACAGAUUAUAGAUAUAAUUCUAAAUACGUGUAAAUACGAGCGUGCGAUAUAACACUGUAAAGCAAGAACGAGCGCUGGUACAACUCAUUCCUCCAACAACCAUGGCGAAGAAAGCACCCACGAUGAUGACCGAUAUGGAUGUCCUGCCGUCCUUGAAACUCGGUGAUUUCACUCUCGAGUUUGAACUUGGACCACCGUCUGCUGAACUGGUUGAAGUGGCCAAAAAUGAGCUUAGAGAAACACCUGAGAGAACGAAGGAGGCCGUUGCGCAACUCAGAGAGCUCCUCAACGGAGAGACUGAUCUGGUCUGGCCAUCCGACAACGAGGCGUGGUUGGUUAGGUUCCUAAGACCAUGCAAGUUCUACCCGGAGUCGGCACUGAAGCUGAUAAAGCACUACUAUAGCUUCAAGGUAAAGCACUCGAACGUGUACGAUAACCUGAAGCCAAGCCGUGAAAGGAACAUCUUCGAACACAACAUCCUGACGGUACUUCCAAACCGGGAUCAGCACGGUCGUCGUAUCCUGACCAUUGAGCUGGGCAAGAAGUGGAAGCACAACAAGUGCAGCCUGGACGAAGUCUUCAAGGGUUGCGUACUUUUCCUCGAGGCUGCGACCCUCGAGCCCUGCUCUCAAAUCGCUGGUGCUGUUGUCAUCUUCGACAUGGACGGUCUCUCUCUUCAGCAAACCUGGCAGUUCACCCCGCCCUUCGCUAAGAGGAUCGUCGACUGGCUCCAGGACAGCGUUCCCCUCAGGAUCAAGAACAUCCACAUUGUCAACCAGCCGUACAUAUUUAACAUGGUCUUCGCACUGUUCAAACCUUUCCUCAGGGAGAAGCUCAAGAGCCGAAUCAUCUUCCACGGAACCGAUAGGAAAUCCCUCCACGAAUACAUGUCGCCGAAAUGUUUGCCUGAAUGUUACGGUGGUACUCUGCAAAUUCCACGAAUCACUGGAUCCCAAUGGCUUGAACUUUUGCUCAUGUGCGACAAGGAGUACGAAGCAAUCAACUCCUAUGGUUACAAGAAAAAUUAAUCGAUAAGUGAUCGUUAGAAAUAACAAAGUAAUUAAAAUAACGUGGCACGUGUAUAUUUAGUUGGGCACAAAAUGACAAUUGUUAUUAGCGUUAUUUUUAUUAUUAUCAUUGUUACCACUAUUUAUGUUA
This is a messenger RNA of Diprion similis, 1432 nucleotides long. RefSeq names its product alpha-tocopherol transfer protein-like. The transcript has 5 exons. Gene Ontology annotation, molecular function: phosphatidylinositol bisphosphate binding. Bases 376 to 1302 code for a protein of 308 amino acids. The record is from RefSeq and is a predicted model, not a curated record. NCBI's taxonomy places the organism in Eukaryota, Metazoa, Arthropoda, Insecta, Hymenoptera, Diprionidae. Gene Ontology annotation, cellular component: membrane.